Messenger RNA from Nestor notabilis (Kea), 855 nucleotides. RefSeq names its product mirror-image polydactyly gene 1 protein-like. The transcript is spliced from 8 exons. The record is from RefSeq and is a predicted model, not a curated record. NCBI's taxonomy places the organism in Eukaryota, Metazoa, Chordata, Aves, Psittaciformes, Psittacidae. The annotation marks the transcript as partial.
AUGGCGAGGAACUCUGAAAUCUUCAAGCAAAAACUGGACUCAGUGCCAGAUCAAACAAGUUCAGAAGAACAAAUGGAGAACUGGUCAAACGAAACACACAUCCUGGAACAGAAAGAAGACGACUUUUGUGCCGAGUUCCAGUUUCAUCAGAAUUCUCAAAAAAAAUCAGAAUUUUUAAUCCAGGCAGAAGGUGAAGCACUGAAAAUUUCAGAUUUGCCAGUAACAAGUCAAAGAGGAGGCACCCCAAAUGACUGUAAUCCCAGUCCUGAAGAAUCAAGCAACGUAGAAAGAAAGGCUAAUAGGAUGCUUCCUGAAUUUGUUUCUUCAUGGAGUAAAGCUGCCAGUUUAGGUGGAAAAACAGAAACUGCAUUCCUUUUGAAAGAAUUGGACACUCUGAGGGAAAAAAAUAAAAAGCUUGAAGAUAAGCUUUCUGAAAAGGACAAGGAGCUGAAGACAAUAAAACUGGACUUAGAACUGCAAGAGAGAGCUACAGAAGCAAAGAUUGCAGAAAAGAUUGCAGCUCUAGUGGAGGAAGUUUAUUCUGCUCAACGGGAACGUGAUGAGGCUGUCAUGGCAAGGCUUAGGUUAGCCAAUGAAGAGAGAGAUGAAGCAUUUCUACGAGUCCAGCAUUUAGAAGAGUGUCUCAAAGAGCUAGAAAAUAUUAACCCUGAAGAAAAUGACAUGACAUUACAGGAAUUACUGAACAGAAUAAACAAUGCAGACACAGGAAUAGAUAUACUGAAGAACGGAGCUAUAAUUCUGAAUCAAAUACACAGGACCAAAGAACGUAAAAAGAAAAUAAUAGCUGAGGAAAUGAAUGCAGUAAUAGAACAACGGGAUGCUGCUUUGUACCAA